Molecule: messenger RNA, 1494 nt
Organism: Paramormyrops kingsleyae
Lineage: Eukaryota; Metazoa; Chordata; Actinopteri; Osteoglossiformes; Mormyridae
Product: T-lymphocyte surface antigen Ly-9
Cellular component (GO): cell-cell junction; membrane
Source: RefSeq, a predicted model, not a curated record
CACUUCUUUUUGUUAAUCCUAGAAAAGUACCUGGGCCACUUUAGCUCCUCCUGUUAUUAACCAUUAUCUUUGCACCCUGAGAUCGGAGAAAAAGUGAGCGCGACAUAACUCUGGACGUGCGGGAUCGCCCUCGGGAACGCGCAAAGGUGCGCGCACUGAGAGUCCCGCAAAAGGCGCGCCUCGGGCUUUCUUUAUACUGGACGCCUAUGCAAGUUAAGUGCGCGCGAUUUUCUCGCCGAGUUCCUGGGGUCAUGGCGCUGAAUCCAACGUGGACUAAGCUGCUCCUUCUUGCGCUGUUAUCUCCGCAGUGCCUCUGCUUAACAGUUUACAUCCAGACCCGGCAACCUCUGCACGUGAUUCCGGGUAGUAGCCUGGUGCUGAAGGCCCAGAUUUCCAAGAAGACUGGAGAGCAGAUGACAAAAGUGAUGUGGGAGCGAGAUGCAGAGAACCGGGCGGGUCUCGCAAAGGUCCUGGUGGCGGUAUUCCCAGGUCAGAACGCAGACCCGCGCAUGAGCGUGGAUGACGGGGGGGCGACGCUGAUCGUGAAGGACUUCAGGGUGGAGGACUGCGGCGUUUACACCAUCUCAGUGAUGAACCAGACCAAUGUGCUACACAGCGCCAGCUGCCUCGUGAGAGAGUACAAAGCCGUGAGCCAGGUGUCCACGUCGAUCAACACAUCCCACCCCUCCCUACACUGUGAGGCCUCAGGCACAGACCCCCAUUUCAGCUGGCUACAUGAAGAGCAGACGGUCCCGAGGGAGAUGGGGUACCUGUCGGCCGACAGUCGGAUGCUCUACCUGUCUUCUGAGCCAUGUGGUCACUUUACUUGUGUCGUCAGUAACAGUAUUGGGAAGGACUCAGCCAGCUUUAUGGCAGAGCCCUGUAAGAGGCACAGAAGCAGCACACCUGCGGUCACCAUCUCCCUCACUGUCCUUCUCAGCAGUGUUGGCAUCUUCACUUACUACAUGUGGAGGAGACGCAGCAGACUGAGUAUCAGAGCGGAGAGGCUGCAUGAAGAGCAUCUGUGAGGAACCCCGAACUUUCCUGUCACUGGCAAACAUCCUGGAACGGCAGGAAGCUCAUGGCUUUCUUUGGGAGUGUUUUUGUUCCUCUCGGCACUGACCUAUAUGCAAAUGCAUGAGGGGAAACUCCCCCCCCCCCCCCAACUUCAUUCCAUGAAUUUUCCACCUAAUGCAGUAGUAAUUCUUUGUAAUAUAGCUGUGUUUUGUGCAGUGGCCCCAUACAGAGUAUAAAUGCUGCCUUUCCUGCUUUAAUAUGUAUUAAAUCUUUCUGUUUCAGUACCACAUUGCCAUAAAAUGCAUCAGGUUUAAUGCAUUUCUGAAAGAGAAAUUGAGUGGUGAUGAAUGGGCUGUGGAUUGGGCUGUGCAGGGAACCAAUAGAAAGCGUCCUUAUUACUCCAGUAAACUUGCUCCAGAUUGGUUAGAAUUUAUUUUGAGUGGAGCCUUUAUGUAAGAUAAUAAAUACCUGAAGGAU